AUGGGCGACACUAUCUAUCUCAUUACUGGCGCUAGCCGCGGAAUUGGUCGUGGUAUAGUCGAGAAACUCCUCGCUCGCCCCAACACCACCGUCAUCGCAGCCGUCCGGGACCCCGCCGGUGCUUCAUCCCAGUCCCUGGAAUCUCUCUCCAAGGAUGACUCUUCGCGUCUGAUAAUAGUGAAAAUCGACUCCAAGUCUUCCACCGACCCAGCUGCUGCCGUCGAGACCCUCCAGAGAGAGCACGGCCUUGACCACAUCGACGUGGUGAUUGCCAACGCCGGCAUUUCCGACGACUUUUCUCCUAUCCACGAGGUAUCCAUCCCCGUGAUGCGCGAGCACGUCGAGGUCAACGCCUACGGGCCCAUCUACCUCUUCCAGGCGGUCUACCCGCUGCUCAAGAAGAGCGUGAAGCCUACAUUUGUAGGAGUCGGCAGUCCUCUAGGCAGCAUCACUGGCAUGGAGCAGCGCCCGUACGCAUGCGCCGCGUACGGCUCUAGCAAGGCUAUACUGCAUUGGAUUGUGCGCAAGAUUCACUUUGAGAAUGAGGACUUUGUGAGCUUCGUUGCUGAUCCUGGAUUCGUCCAGACUGACAUGGGAAAUACCGGUGCCCAGUUCUUCGGUCUCGAGAAGGCAUUCCAGACGAUUGAAGAGAGCGUCGACGGGAUAGUGAAGACCAUUGAAGAGGGGACGAGGGAGUCAGUUGGUGCGCAGCUGCGUGUGUGGGAUGGAAGCCAGUUCCCCUGGUGA
This is a messenger RNA of Penicillium robsamsonii, 747 nucleotides long. RefSeq names its product SDR family oxidoreductase. NCBI's taxonomy places the organism in Eukaryota, Fungi, Ascomycota, Eurotiomycetes, Eurotiales, Aspergillaceae. The coding region runs from base 1 to 747 and encodes 248 amino acids. The record is from RefSeq and is a predicted model, not a curated record. The transcript is spliced from 2 exons.